This is a messenger RNA of Colletotrichum phormii, 1688 nucleotides long. RefSeq lists its product as uncharacterized. Lineage: Eukaryota; Fungi; Ascomycota; Sordariomycetes; Glomerellales; Glomerellaceae. The transcript is spliced from 2 exons. The coding region runs from base 249 to 1373 and encodes 374 amino acids. The record is from RefSeq and is a predicted model, not a curated record.
CUCCUCCCUUCCUUCAGGCUUCAGCUCGCCCUGGUCUUUCAGCUGAUUCCCGGCCGCCCGCCAACAUUGCUUUUCCCGAUCCGGUUUCCGCUGGCUCCCGUUCUUAAUCCCUUCCCUCCCAGACGAUCCUCUCUCUCCCUCGUCAUUCUCACUCCCUUCAGUACCAAGUUAGUCCCUUCACGUAAUUACCUACUUCGUACCCUAUUCUCGGCACCAUUCCAUCAUGCCAUCAAAGUGACUGGUCAACAAUGGAGGCAACCACAGUCGAUGAGGCUGUGUCAUCUCUCAAAGAGUUAUACGCCGAGGGCACAGAGCAUUACACCCACUGGAAGAGGAAACGCAUACUUGGGAACCACUACUGUCGAAAAUCCUCAGAAUCGGGUGUUCGAAGGGAUGUUAUUACAUGUGCUUUGAGCAUCUCUUUGGAGCUUGCGAGGAAUCAGAUCGAGGAGACAUAUGACAUUGCGACUGUUCUCAUUGGGACCGACUUCUCCACCGGCGAUGCACCAUGCCGGGAUAUGCUUUCCAACCAGCUGUUCAACCUCAGUAGUCGGGUGUCCCACCUACGCCGGGUCGCUUGCGACUCAAGCCUGACCGGCCUCCUCAACAUCUCAGAUAUUAUACAGACAUCCGAGUCUGUCAGGAUCGCCUCAGUUCAGGCCCUCGGUGCCUUGUAUCAUCGUCUUGCUGCCGGACGCCCAGACAUCCCCGAGCACCUUCCCAUCCCCAAGCCCCGCUCGCGGCAGACGAGGUCCAUCUCACGAAGCUCAGCUAGCUCGCCAGUCGACAACCACUGCAGCGUCUUUGAAGAUGAAGACGACAACGAAGACGAGGAGGAGGAAGAAGAAGAAGAAGAAGAAGACGACGACAUGUCAACAACCAUGACCAUUAGCACCGACCAAGCACCCUUCCAAUCAGAACCGCCCUCCCCUCCCCCAACACCACCAACACCAAAAGCCAUCGCCAGCGACGCCGUCUCCAUCUUCGCGCCCUCAGAGGCAGGCACAACAAGCACCACCGCCUCCGCCUUCCUCCGCCCCAAAGUCAGCGUCUUCAGCAUGUUCUGCCCAGAGGCCAUGAGGCUCCAGGUCGACCUCUCCAAGCCGAUCCCCGACGCGCCGAAGCGAUGCAAGUGUGGGUACCGGUGGAACCCGCUACUACCCGGCAACAAGGACUAUAUUGUCCUCAAGGACGGCUUCCGCAUGUCGAGCCGGUUCCUGGCCAAGUCGCAUUCGGACAGGAACGUCUUUGCGUGCUGUCUCUGCGUGCCGACGGGGACGACGAAUAAUUACGAGUCGGCGGAUGCGUUGAGGGCGCAUAUUAACCUUUAUCAUCGCAAGUGGCAGAUCUUGCAUGAUCGGGAUAUCUACUAGACGGCUUUUCCCGCGUUGGCGGACCGACGGGUGCGUCUUCCUCGUCGGCGGCCUGCCUUUUUUGCCCUUGGCGUGCGGGCACGUUGGUCGUCCUACUCACUUGAUUGGUGGCGUUUUUGAUACCUUUUUGAUUUCCGUCCAGCAUUUUGUACUGUGUGUCUUUUUAGGCGCAAAGGAGUGUUCAAGUGGUCUAAAAGCUGGGAAAGGGGGGUUGAAUACCACAAGGAGCUAGGUAGAACUGGACAUACAUAUGAUACCCAUCGGAAAGAGAGGGCUCUCUCUCUCUUUUCCAGAAUUUAAUUGGUUAAAACUACA